Molecule: messenger RNA, 1245 nt
Organism: Motacilla alba alba
Lineage: Eukaryota; Metazoa; Chordata; Aves; Passeriformes; Motacillidae
Gene: ACBD4
Product: acyl-CoA binding domain containing 4
Exons: 10
Coding region: 20-1096 (358 amino acids)
Biological process (GO): fatty acid metabolic process
Molecular function (GO): fatty-acyl-CoA binding
Source: RefSeq, a predicted model, not a curated record
GCGGCGGGCCGGUCCCGCCAUGGCGGAGCCGGGCUGCGGGGCGCAGUUCCGCGCCGCCGUGCAGGUCAUCCAGGGGCUGCCGCGGAGCGGUGCGUACCGGCCCUCGUACGAGGAGAUGCUGCGCUUCUACAGCUACUACAAGCAGGCGACGGCGGGGCGCUGCCAGGGCCCGCGGCCCGGCUUCUGGGACCCCAUCGGCCGCUACAAGUGGGACGCCUGGCACAGCCUGGGCGCGAUGUCCAAGGAGGAGGCGAUGGCCGCGUACGUGGCGGAGAUGAAGAAGGUGGCCCAGAAGGUCAUCGACACCGUGCCCAUGGACGAGAGCACGGAGGAGAUGUUCCGCUACUUCGAGCCGCUCUACGAGGUGAUCCACGACAUGCCCCGGCCCCCCGAGUCCUUCUUCAAGAGGAAAGGCGAGAGCCGGGGGCAGCAGGAUGGCCCCAGCCAGGACGUGCCAGCAAGCAGCCCAGCUCCAGAGAGCCCCAGAGACAGCGUGCCUGGCCAGCAGCAGCACGUGCCAGGAGCUGGGCUGGCUCCUGCCCCCGAGGGGAGCCAGGUGACGAGUGACUGCGAGGGGGACACGUUCAGUGACACCCUGGAGCAGAUGGAGCCUGAGAAGGCCGGGCAGGCACAGGGGCUCACCCCAAAGGGGGUCCAGGCUGGGGCUGAGCCCCCCGAGCCCCACAGUGCUGGGCAGGGCGAGCGGGGCGAAGGCAGAAGAGCCGAGGGGAGCAGCAGCAGCAGCACAGACCUGCCAGCCCUGGCCUCCGACACAGGUGUCCGGCUGGCCGGGGGGGACCCCGGGAGCAGCCCCGAGCUGGCCCCGGGGCUGGCGGCGGAGCUGGAGGCGCAGGUGGCCGGCGCGGUGCGGGCGCUGCAGGAGGAGCUGCGGCGGGUGCGGGAGCGGCUGAACCGGCUGGAGACGCUCGGUGCUGCCCAGGGGGAGGCAGCUGGGACAGGCCCUGGCCCGGCACUUGCUCCACAGGCCGUGUCCCCGUGGCGCCUGGCCGUGUCCCCGCGCACGCUGCUCUUCCUGGCCGCCUGGCCCUUCGUCACGCAGUGGCUGCUGCGCCACUGGCAGGGCAGGAAGAGGUGACCGCCACCUCCGCCACCGCCACCGCUCCUCGCCCAUCCCGCUUCGCACGGAGCCACGCGGGAAUCGCCUCACCAGCCACGGGCUCUGCGGGCCGGGCCCGCCCGGGACACCGGCCCCGGCCCCCGGCGGCCACCCGCAGCGACACUCGG